AGAGCAUAUGCUCCCUCAAUCCAAGCGCUAUAUAACCCCGCCGCCCUGACGGCCAGAACGUCUGGAUCGGAUUCACCCUUGCAAGUACCACCAUGAAGUUCCUCGCUCUCGCCGCCCUCGCUCCCCUCGUCUCCGCCUGGUCUUUCUCCACCUACGUCGACCAGGACCAGCUCUGCUCGACAACGCCCAUCACCACCGUCACAGACGCAGCACCCGGCAACUGCAUCGUCCUGCCCGAGGGCGCCAACAUCUCCUCGGUCCAGUUCGCUGACCAAGCAGGCAAAGGCCCUUUCACCGGCGGAUACGAGCUCGACUUCUACCCUUCAAUGGAGGAAUGCCAAGAAGACGUCAACUGCUCCCUCCUGUACGCUCACUACGACACUCAAGAAACCCCCUACUGCUGGGACGCCUGGAGCUUCGACACGCAGAUCGGCGCCUACAAGAUCUGGAACCGUUCCGCCUGAAAACGCCGUGGUUAGGCAUGGGGCCGGGGAGAAACGAGAUGACCGACGCAUAGAGCUGCAACAAGUUUCACUCAGCCAUAGAUCAUCACAUAUCCUUUACCUCAUAAAAUGCAGGUUGUAUGGGCCAGUGAAUAGGAGCGAAACGUACUAUCGUAGAACCUACAAUGAAAAGCGAAUCUACAGCAAAAAACUCAA
Coniophora puteana RWD-64-598 SS2 is the source of this 659-nucleotide messenger RNA. RefSeq lists its product as uncharacterized. The transcript is spliced from 6 exons. The coding region runs from base 93 to 464 and encodes 123 amino acids. The record is from RefSeq and is a predicted model, not a curated record. NCBI's taxonomy places the organism in Eukaryota, Fungi, Basidiomycota, Agaricomycetes, Boletales, Coniophoraceae.